UUCAUAUAAAGAUGCUAUGCCUCAUGUGAAGGGACUGGGAAUACUGAAUGACUGUGAAUAGAAUAAGAAACUUAUGAGCAAACUUCCUGAUUGGGCGGCAGCCAGCUGGAAUUGCCAAGCCACGCAAACGCAGAGUGAGAUGCAAGAUUUUCCAACUUUCCAAGAUUUUGUCCAUUUCAUGUCAGUUGAGGCUGAGGUUGCCGCAACCCAGUCACUUCCUUCCAUGCCCUUCACACUUCUGAAGCUAAUAAGGAGAAACAUAAUCUCAAGGUUAGUUAGAACAAGUCCAAUGUCUUCCAUAUAGUCACACAGCAUGAGAAUCCAAAGCCCACUGGUAAAAUCACUAAACCAUGUCUGUUCUGUCAAGGCAGUGAACAUCAAAUUCAUGAUAUCUCUAAAUUCUCUGCAAGAUCUCUUGAAGAGCGAAGACAGUUUAUAAAGGAUACAAAGCUGUGCUACGGAUGUUUGAAGCUCGGUCAGAGUGCCAGAGACUGUCGCUUCAGACAUAGCUGUAACACCUGCAAGGGAAGACAUCCUACCUGCUUACACGAUGACAUUAAUGAAGGACCAGGAGUACAGAGAGCAUUAUGUUAAGUUCAUGGAAGACGUAAUAGAGAAUGGUGAUACAGAAGAAGUCAUUGAUGAAGGAAGGGAAGGAGAAAAAUGGUACAGCCCUCAUCACAGACUGUGUCACUCGAAGAAGCCAGGGAAAUUGCAUGUGGUUUUUGACUGCUCUGCCAGAUACAAGGGCAUGAAUGAUCAUCUUCUCAUAGGCCCUGACCUGAUGAACAGCCUGACUGGCAUUCUCUUGCGGUUCAGACAGUACCCUGUAGCCCUGAUGUGUGAUAUUGAGAGGAUGUUCCACCAGUUCCAUGUUGAGGAAGCAGAUCGUGAUUACUUAUGAUUUCUAUGGUGAAGAAAUGGAGAUUUCAACUCACAACCUCAAACGUUCCGCAUGAGAGUACAUCUGUUUUGUGCCUCGUCAUCCCCCGGAUGUGCUAACUAUGGACUGAAGCAUCUUGCAAGAGAAGGUGAACAUCUGCAUCCCCUAGGUUCACAAUUCAUUAUGCAAGAUUUCUACAUGGAUGAUGUAGUCUCCAGCGUUGAAAGUGCAGAGAAGGACAUCAAGUUGGCUCAAGAAGCUCACCAGCUUUGUGCACUAGGAGGUUUAAGGCUGCAUACAUUUGUAUCCAAUGACAAGGCAGUUUUGGAGACAAUACCACCCUCUGAGUGUGCUGUAGACGUUACAGCUGUCAAUCUCUCCCUCUCUAGCCAACCUUUGGAAAGAGCCUUGGGCAUUUACUGGCAUCUGGAACAUGAUAAUUUCACAUUUUGCGUCAUCGUUAAGGACCAGCCAGCAACCCAUAGAGGUAUACUGUCUACUGUGGCCUCGUUAUUCGACCCCUUAGGGUUUCUUGCACCGUUCUUCCUCAAAGAAAAGAUUGUUCUUCAAGAAAUGUGCCGAAAUGGCAUGGGCUGGGAUGAUCCCUUACCUGAUGGUUUGCAGCCAGGAUGGGAGCACUGGAAGGCCGAUCUUGUUAACUUGGAGAAGAUUGAGGUGCCUCAUUGUAUUGUGCCUGCUGGGUUUGGGAGAAUCACAAGGAGAGAGAUUCAUCACUUCUCAGAGGCCAGCAUGAGAGGAUAUGGUCAGUGCUCAUACCUUAGGUUUGAGAAUGACCAAGGUGACAUUCAUUGUUCUUUGCUCAUGGCAAGAUCUAGAGUAUCCCCACUUAAGGUCACAACAAUCCCUCGGUUAGAGUUGACUGUUGCGGUUGUGUCAGUUGCAGUGAAUGAUAUGUUAAAGGAAGAAAUGAACCUUGCAGAUGCAGAGGCAUAUUUCUGGACUGACUCUCAAGUGGUGUUAGGCUACAUAAACAAUGAAGCUCGGUGCUUCCACACAUUUGUUGCGAAUCAAGUUCAGAGAAUUAAUCGCAGUACACCUCCUCAGCAGUGGCAAUACAUUCCCUCGGAUGAAAAUCCAGCCGACUAUACAUCACGAGUGUAAUGUCUGUUUUGGGUUUUGUUUCAUGUUCUUGUUUUCAUGUAUUUUAUUUUGUAAUUUGAUUCAUGCUGUUGGCGUCAUGCUUCCCUUGCCCUUAUAUAUUUCUGCCUUGUGUAUGUUUCAUAUUCUCAUUGGUUGUCUUAGUCAUGUGUCUUGUUUCUCAUUGGUUGGUUCUUGUCAUGUGACCCUCUUUGUUUGAUAUAAAUAGCCCUUAUGUUGCCUUAAUUCUUGGUCUGUUGUUGUCCUGUAAAGGCUGUUUCGUGUGCUCCUUGUCUCGUCUUGCUAUUGCCAUUGCCAAGUCUGGAUUACUUUGUGUUUUUGUUUAAUAAAUCCUU
Sinocyclocheilus anshuiensis is the source of this 2337-nucleotide messenger RNA. RefSeq lists its product as uncharacterized. The transcript has a single exon. The coding region runs from base 956 to 2005 and encodes 349 amino acids. The record is from RefSeq and is a predicted model, not a curated record. NCBI's taxonomy places the organism in Eukaryota, Metazoa, Chordata, Actinopteri, Cypriniformes, Cyprinidae.